AAUUACGCUUCUGUGAAUAAGAUGCAACACAGGAGAAGAGAAACAUAGAAAAGAAGCAAGAGAAAACAAAGAAGAAAAACAAUGGACAAUUCCUACCGCUAUCUCUUCCUCGUGUUACUCCUUUCAGCUCUGAUCAUCUCUUCAUCCACCGUCGAUGCGAGUGAAGGCCACAACCUCAACUGGGUCCCAACGAGAGCCAGAGGAUGCCAAGGAACGGUGGCAGAAUGCAUGGGAAACGAUGAGUUUGAGAUGGACUCGGAGAUCAACAGGCGGAUAUUGGCGACUAGCGACUACAUAAGCUACGAUGCUUUGGAGAAGGACAACGUACCAUGUUCCCAGAGAGGUGCAUCCUAUUACAAUUGCAAGACAGGUGCAGAGGCCAACCCUUAUAGCCGUGGUUGCAGUGCUAUUACUCGCUGCCGUAGUUGAGUGAUUUUUUGUUUAUCUUCUUAAACAACCACUGCAAUGUUUUGUGUAUGGUAUGUAGUUUGUUUAAUUGUUGUUUUUUCUUUUUGAAACGCAUGGUCAGUCUUGUUUUUACUAAAUGAAUGUGAAGGGUCACAUAUAAAUGCAGCAAUUUGUUUUUCCAUUGAUAUA
This is a messenger RNA of Populus euphratica (Euphrates poplar), 597 nucleotides long. It is a transcript of the gene RALF1, whose product is annotated as rapid alkalinization factor 1. The transcript has a single exon. Gene Ontology annotation, cellular component: plasmodesma. The coding region runs from base 82 to 429 and encodes 115 amino acids. Gene Ontology annotation, biological process: calcium-mediated signaling. The record is from RefSeq and is a predicted model, not a curated record. NCBI's taxonomy places the organism in Eukaryota, Viridiplantae, Streptophyta, Magnoliopsida, Malpighiales, Salicaceae.